CGCUUUGCAGCUGUUCGUUAUUACUAACAGAGUAAGUGUGUGCAUGUGUUUGAGCCGGACGCUCGCAGCUCGAGGUGAGUAAAACAAUUCUGUCUGAUUUUAUAACAUUUAUAGAUUUUUUUAGAAACUAUUCACUGUUAACGACGUUUUGGCAGUAAAUCAGAGCUAACGAGCUAGCCGAGUGUCCCACUAGCGGCUAGCGAUGUUGAACAGCUGCGCUGGAGGUUCAGAGGCGGCUACACGCUAAUAAACACACUGCGGAAUGUUACACGGCUUCAGUUCCUGUGUCUAAGCCCUGAGACUUUAGUUCUCCUUACACAGAGGUUAGCUUCUCUCCUUCACUCACUCUUUCAUUGUUCAUACACUGCCAGUCAAACUUUGGACACACCUUCUAAUUCCUUUCCUGAUUUUUAUUACUUUCCACGCUGUAAAACAAUGCUGAAGCUGUCCAAAUUAUGCAGUAAUCUCAUUGGAACAGUUGAUAUAGAGAUAUGUCUGCUACUUCUGCUCUGUAAAGCCUGAGGUGAGUUAUGGUCUUUGAGAGCCAGUUUGCUUGAUGCACGUGACAGGAAUGUUCUUACAAGGACUAUUCCAGAACAACUGACCUUAAAAUAACAACUGACUCUUGGUGGUGUUGUUAUUUAAUUACUAAUGCCAUAUGUGUUAUUUCAUAGUUUGGGGAGGGGGGCAGUAUUGUUCUAGAAUGUAAAUGAAUCCAAACUUUGGACUAGUCCUAUAUGUCUCAUCUUUCCCUCUUGUUGUUGUUGUUAGUCUAUCCACUGCUUUCUUCAAGGGGUCGCCACAGUGAACCAUCUGAUCUGAACACAACUUUGCACAUGUUUUACACCGGAUGCCCUUCCCGACACACCUCUCCUAUUUCAUCCCGGCUUACAACUGGCACUGCGGUUUGAGCCUUGGGUGGGAAUUGCACCCUGCUUAUUGUUAUAUUUUCAUAACAGACAUGAUGGCUCAAACUGUUAAGGCUCUGGGUUACUGAUCAGAAGGUCAAGGGUUCAAGCCCCAGCACCACUAAAGAUGCCACUGUUAAGCUCUUGAGCAAGGUCUGCUCCAGGGGCACUGUAUCUUGUAUCUGUAAGGUACAUAUAAAUUUGAUUAAGAUUUAACUAUUUCCCUCUCUCAUGCACAUUCAUAUACAGAUUUGUUGUAGCCAAAAGGCUGGUCUGAGUUUUUCAGAAACUUCUGAUUUUUACAAAAAGUGUUUGGAGUUUAAAACAAAACAUUGUAUAAGCAGCCGUUUUUAUAGUUUCUGGGGUUGAUGGUAAGAACAGAGCUGCUGUAUUUGCUUAAUCUGAUUAUUAGUUGAUUAACUUAAAGUUUAAGAUUCUUGGUUACUGAUCAAAAGGUCAGGGGUUCCACUUUUGGGCUCUUAAACAAAGCCCUUAAGCCUCACUGCUCAUGAUGCAGGUACAGUGUAUCAUGGAUGAUCCAGCACUCUGAAGAACUCUAUAGAAGCUUGGAUAUAGAGAAAAGGAAUUUCACUGUCCUGUAAAGUAUUCAUGACCAAGCCGCCUUCUUCUGCAUUGAUCUGCGUCUACUAAGUAUAGUCUGUCCCAGAAAAUAAAUGAAGAAAAAAAUGAAACACCUAAAUGAUACGAAAGGUUAUCUGGGACAUUCUAAACUCUCUGCUGAUAUUUUUUCUUAUGCUCUAACUCAUAUAAGCCCUCUCACAAAGCCCUCUUGUUCUUCCUCAACUUCGAGCAGGGAGCUGAUGUACAUUACGAGAUGUCCAGACAGAGUACUUUGACCGCAGCAGUGGCAACCUUGUUAGGAGCCACGCUUGGAGGACUGUUCCUGUGGCGUAGUAUAUACGCACAGAAGAGAAAAGCUAUCAAAGUCCAAAAGGACUGUCGUUCGUUGCCUGUGGAACAACACAGAGCACUCGAACUGGGCAGCACUGCUGAUCAGCAUCCACAACAAGAGCCCUCAGCACCAUCGCUAGCAGCAACUCCCAAAUGUCUAUUACUUCCAUCUAUUGAGAAGACACUGGAGGUGCCCGCGGUGGUGGUGAGCUCUUCAGAAGAGUUCGAAGAACACUGGCCCUUGUUCCAGAAGGACCUGUCUGUCUUCCCUGUCCUGGGUUUGGACUGUGAAUGGGUCUCCAUCAAAGGCAAAGCCUGUGCGGUGUCUUUGCUCCAAAUGGCUACGUACUCGGGACGCUGUAUGCUGGUCAGACUGCUGCCGUUCCGUGAUGCCCAGCUGCCUCUUCCCAACGGCCUGCUGCAGGUGCUGAGAGAUUCCCGUGUGCUGAAGGUAGGCGUUGGCUGUUAUGAAGACAGCAAGCGUCUGGCUAGUGACCACGGUCUUGCCCUUGUGUGCACUGUGGACUUGCGCUACUUGGCACUCAGACAAAGGCAUGCAGUGCUGAAUAAUGGGCUGAGUUUAAAGUCCCUGGCUGCUGAUCUACUUAAUGUCACCCUGGAUAAAUCACUAGAGCUGCGCUGUAGUAACUGGGAAGCAGAAAACUUGAGUGAGGAGCAGAUGUUGUAUGCAGCACGAGAUGCCCAGGUCUCAAUCUCUCUCUUUCUCUAUCUGCUGGGACUCUAUUCUGAGCCAUGUCUGCUAAGUGAGGAUGAGACUGCCUUCUCGAAGCUGGCCGGCCACUGCCAGGGCCUGGUGGAUGUGCCCUUUAGGUGGCGGAGCGAAGGGGAUGAAGGGGAACGCAGGCGCCGGUGCCGCCGGUCUACCGUCGACAGUCCUGAGUCUGGUGAUCAGCAAGUACCAGACCCGCGCAGGAUUAAGCGGAAACCUCUUGGAGUUGGAUAUUCAGCCAGGAAAUCCCCCUUGUAUGACAACUGCUUCCUCCAUGCACCUGAUGGCCAGCCGCUCUGCACGUGUGACAAGAAAAAGGCAAAGUGGUACCUAGACAAAGGUAUAGGAGAGCUGGUCAGUGAGGACCCCUUCAUCGUACGACUGCUGUUUGAGCCCUCAGGUCGCCCUGACUCCCAGAAGGACUAUUACCUCACAGCCAAAGAAAAUCUUUGUGUGGUGUGUGGAAAAGCAGAGUCCUACAUCCGAAAGAACAUCGUUCCACAUGAGUACAGACGCCACUUCCCUGCUGAGAUGAAGGAUCACAACUCCCAUGACAUCCUGCUGCUGUGCACGUCCUGUCACGCGGCAUCUAACGUGUAUGACGGCUUUCUAAAGCAGCAGCUGGCAGACGAGUUCUCCGCCCCGCAGGGCUGCGAGGAGGGAGUAAGGAUGCUGGAAGACUCGGAUCGGCGGCGGGUACGAUCGGCCGCUCGUGCCCUUCUUAGUGCCAAUGACAGCAUGCCCGCCUCUAGACGAGAAGAGCUCCUGACAGUGGUUCAUGCAUACUUCUGCAAGGAAGGAGAGGAGCAGGCGGUCACAGAGGAAAUGCUGCAAACAGCUGCCAACCUGGAGACUAGGAUCUUUAAUGAGAGUUACGUGCCGCACGGGCUGAAGGUCGUACAGGCGUAUGCUGAGCAUGGACUGCGCGGUCUGAUUGACCUGGAGCGGCGCUGGCGUCAGCACUUCCUGUCCAGCAUGCAGCCCAACUUCCUACCUCCACUGUGGUCUGUCGACCAUAACCACGAGAAGUACCUGCGCAAGUAUGGAGAGAACUUGCUCAUUUAUCUGACCUGACCCCAUAGAGGUAGGCAGAGGCAGUUUGGGCAAGACCUAGACGGCCUCAUCCCAAACCACUGGUGUGUCAGUGUGUUACUACAAAAUGAACUUGUCCUAAUCUGAUAAUGACUCCUAUGUGAAGUGAGCCUAGAAUGAGUUCGAAGACUGUAGAUGAACCAAGUGACCAACAACAGACUUUUGAUUGUGGACUCAUUCACUGUGAUGAGAGAACACUGGUGACUAAAAGGAAGAUGAGGGGGAAAAAAAGGAACAAUAAACCAUGUCGAAUAUAUUACACACAACAGUGGAGAACAGUUCUCAGCUUUCCAUAAAAUGAAACUUGUAUAUUUUUAACAACCCAAACCUGCUCUUGAUUUCUUAAAAUGAAGAGAAAAAAAAAGAUAUAUAUAUAUAAAAAAGAGAGAGAGGUUAAAAUUUGUUGCAGGUUUGUGGUCCUAUUAAAUAUUUUGUAUAAUUGUGUGAAAAUCUAGGGUUUUGCAAUAUGGGGCUGUUGACUAUUUAUUUUUUACAUGUUUUCACACCACAUGUUUCUAUAAUAGCAGUUAUGCUGUCUAGAGUGUGUUGGUCUUUUAUGAUGGACUUAACAUGAUUCUAAACUUUACACCUUAAAACGAUAAACACAUUUCUGUUAGAACGUUUUAACAUCUCUGAUUCACAAACAUUUAUUUAUUUGGCACAUGCUUAGGGAGAAUGUGGCCAUACCGUCCUUCUGUACAUUUUCCCAAAUCUCUACCCAUCAGCUAGGACACCUCACAAGUGCGCAUUUGGUGCAUCCUUACCCCCAUGACUGUCUCGAUUUGGUGUGUAGCUCAUAACAGUGUCCUUGAUUUGCAAUUGCCCUUUAAAAACCAGAGACAAUUCCACUAGCAAUAACGAGUAAUUUCUUUUCUCCCAUAAUUAUCUUUGCAAAUGAGAUUUCCACAUGUGAGCAUGCUUAAUUUCAUUUAAGAAACUACAGCUUUAUUAUUUUAUUUACAUUUGUCCAGAUGUAACCUUAUAAAAGCUGUGAUGUUUCCUUAAGUUGAUAUUAAAAUGUAUAUUUAAUGUUAA
Clarias gariepinus (North African catfish) is the source of this 4677-nucleotide messenger RNA. It is a transcript of the gene exd2, whose product is annotated as exonuclease 3'-5' domain containing 2. The coding region runs from base 1744 to 3624 and encodes 626 amino acids. The transcript is spliced from 8 exons. NCBI's taxonomy places the organism in Eukaryota, Metazoa, Chordata, Actinopteri, Siluriformes, Clariidae. The record is from RefSeq and is a predicted model, not a curated record. Gene Ontology annotation, molecular function: 3'-5' exonuclease activity; nucleic acid binding. Gene Ontology annotation, cellular component: nucleus; cytoplasm. Gene Ontology annotation, biological process: nucleobase-containing compound metabolic process.